Messenger RNA from Saccostrea cuccullata (small rock oyster), 1523 nucleotides. Its product is annotated as transmembrane protein 33-like. The transcript is spliced from 8 exons. Gene Ontology annotation, biological process: endoplasmic reticulum tubular network organization; membrane organization. The record is from RefSeq and is a predicted model, not a curated record. Bases 160 to 957 code for a protein of 265 amino acids. Gene Ontology annotation, cellular component: membrane; endoplasmic reticulum. Lineage: Eukaryota; Metazoa; Mollusca; Bivalvia; Ostreida; Ostreidae.
UCUUCAUUAAUUGAAACAAAAAAUAAAUUAUAUCCGUUUGCAGAAUCAUCUCAAACCGAGUUUGAAUUUCACAAAAUUUGCCUUACAUAGAAAGAAAAACUUCGAUUUCAUUCUUUAAAUUCAGAAUAAGAGAUUACAUAAAGGAGUAACUAUAACAGAAUGAGUGAUAAUAGUGCUGGUGGGGACUCAAACACUGGGGAUGGCACAAGUGGUAACAGUCAGGGCGGUGCAGGUACCCAGCAGCAAACCACUGUACUAAAUUACAUGCUAACCAACAAAAUUGAAGCUGCUCUAUGGCUGACCCGAAUUUUUACAGUAGUUUGUAGUUUUCUUUUCAUCUUUCCAAUCCUUGGAGGGAAUCCUUAUGGAUUUUACCAGAGAGCCCUGAUUAGCAAUGCAGCCACCAGUGCCCUGCGGCUACAUCAACGACUGCCAAACUUCCAAUUCAGUCGAGAGUUUUUUGCCCUUUUAUUCCUAGAAGACAGUUGUCACUAUUUGAUGUUCUCUUUAAUUUUCAUGAAUGGUUACCCAAUUACAAUGGCUGUCAUUCCUGUUUUUCUGUUCGCACUCCUUCAUGCCUGUAACUACACCAAAAAUGUCCUCAAUGUGAUGGGACCAGAGUCGAUGCAGUUCAUUCGUAAAUUAAUUGAGAAACUCCAGGUCCAGCAGACAAAUAUCCUGCGGUUUAUUGCCUGUACAGAGAUCUUCAUCAUGCCGGCUAUCAUCUUCAUGAUGUUUGUUGGAAAGUGCAGUUUUUUCCUGCCCAUUAUAUACUACAGAUUUUUAUCCUUACGAUAUUCCUCAAGAAGAAAUCCAUACUGCAGGACACUAUUUACUGAGAUGAGGAUGACGGUGGAACACUUUACGGCCAUGCCUAACUGUCCGGGGGUCAUCAGGGGGGCGUGUCUGAAGGCGAUAGCCAUCAUAUCCCGCCUGGCCCCCCAGCUACCCCAGUAACCUCUAGUCCUACAGUCCUAGUGUUCAGUGCAAUGUGAUAAGUGUGAUAAAAACAAUUGUGAAGGCCGUCAGCUGACUCAGUUAUCAAGAUCUCAAUGUCUUAGGGUAUGUUAUGUACACACUCAAGUUGACCUGGAGGUGUAUUUAGUUAGGAUUCAUCAAAAUGCAUCAUUUUAAUCACAAAUGUACAAAAUGUUCACAAAAUUUAGUUUGAUUUUAUCCCUAUCUGAUGCCUAAAAGGGGAGGGGGAUAAGAGAUCACUGGCAUAAUUGUACCUGUACGAGCUUUUUGGACAUAAAUGAAGGCUGUAUGAUUUAAAAGAUAAAAAAGAUAAUGUAAGAUAGAUAUGCAAAAAUUUCAUUAUUGGUUUGUAUUUACACAUACUGUAUCUAAAGACAAAUUUGUUAAAAUGGUUGGGUUACAUAGAAAGUUUUAAAGUCCCUGGGUGGGAUAUUUAAAGCAGUUUGAAUAACUUUUAAUACAUUUUUUUUGUAUUUUGAUCUGUCAUCAAUAGUUUUGUUUUUGUAAGUUUGUAUGGAACAAAAUAAAUUUCUAACAAAACAAAA